GGCGCCUUCCUUCGCCUACCUCAUUGCACUCGUAAUCAGCUCAGCUGGAGGGCAGUCUCGUCAUUCCGGCAGCUCUUCCACCAUGCCUUGCCUUGACCUUCCUAUUCUUCCCCCACAAAGCACAGGGCCUUAUCUGCUCUGCUGCUCUCUCUCCCUCCCCACCCCACUCGCCGUCUCCAAUUCCAAUCCGUGCUCUUGUGCCAAGUCAGGCAAUCAAUCAAAGAGUCCAAAGAUCCCAGCUUUCCCAUGGCGAGCGUCGAUCUCCCGCCUCCUCCUCCUUCCGAGGAGACGCCGGCGGCAGUGGCGGCGGCCGAGGAGGACGAGGACCUGAUCGAGAUCGUGGAGGAAGGUUCGGGGCGGCUGGACAUCGCCCGGUACGUGGACCACGUGCGGGACCUGUCGGCGGGCGCCAUCGCGACGUUCGAGGGCACGACGCGGGACCACUUCGCGGGGCGGCGCGUGGUGGAGCUCCGGUACGAGGCGUACGCGGCCAUGGCGCGGCGCCGCCUGGGGGCCAUCCUGCGGGAGGCCCGGUCCCUGCACGCGCUGCGGCGGCUGGCCGUGGCGCACCGCCUGGGCGCCGUCCCCGCCGGGGAGGCCAGCGUGUUCGUGGCCGCCUCCGCCACGCACCGCGCCGACGCCAUGGAGGCAUGCCGCUACGUCAUCGACGAGCUCAAGGCGUCCGUUCCCAUCUGGAAGAAGGAGGUCUACGACGACGGCGAGGUCUGGAAGGAGAAUCGCGAGUUCUUGGACCGCCACGCCGGCGACGCCCACGGCAACGGCUCGGCCGCCGCGGCGCAGACGAAGGCGGGCGGGUGCUGCGGGAGCAAGGUCAGGGUGCAGGAGGCUUAAUGGUGAUGGAUGGCGGCGCCCGGCUCUCUCCAUCGCCAUCGCAAUCGCAAUCCACGGGAGUGGGUGGUGUUUCAUGAAAUUCUCUGUACAACUCGAUGCCCGUUGACUAAUUUUUCCUCCAGUUUUAUUGCUGAGAGAGACUACUGCUAAGUACAUCUUGAAGUUGAAAGGCAGAUAGAUGUUUUGAGAAAAGUGAGAAGUGAUGAGGGAAAAUAGUACAGUAAAGAUUUGUUUCUGAAAAAUUCAGUUUGUUGGAAGAAACGGCAUGUGAAGUCACGUUUCUAGAUUCUAUCUAUGCCUUGUAUACCAACACAACAUGGCGAAAAAAUAACACGAAUUCUGUACUCUUUGAGGAGCCA
Sorghum bicolor (sorghum) is the source of this 1211-nucleotide messenger RNA. Its product is annotated as molybdopterin synthase catalytic subunit. The transcript has a single exon. Bases 247 to 852 code for a protein of 201 amino acids. Gene Ontology annotation, cellular component: cytosol. Gene Ontology annotation, biological process: Mo-molybdopterin cofactor biosynthetic process. Gene Ontology annotation, molecular function: molybdopterin synthase activity. The record is from RefSeq and is a predicted model, not a curated record. NCBI's taxonomy places the organism in Eukaryota, Viridiplantae, Streptophyta, Magnoliopsida, Poales, Poaceae.